AUGAAAAUGGCUUGGGAAGAAGAUGAGGAUGGAACUCUAAUUGGGGAUUUUACUCGAUUUGAGAAUGGCCGUGUCGCUUUUAUCCAAGCGUUUGAUAACAUUCUGGAUCAGGAAGACUUUUGUCGUAUAGCCAACCAUGUUAAAGGCGAGAGGAUGGAAAUCUAUUCUCAUGAGAGUGGAAAGUUGAUUUAUUAUGGAGAAUUCAACGAGAAUCGUGAGAGAGAUGGAUGGGGAAUUGAGUAUGACGAAGAAUCAGGUAAAAUGUUGCUAGAGGGAGUAUGGAAAAAGAACAGACUGGUGAAGAUCAUCCGCAAGAUUGAGGGAACCACCAUGAUCGAAUUCAAGGAAAGCGGUGAAAACACUAUUGCUUCGAACCGAAUCCCAAUGUAUAUCGGCGGAUUUGUUUAUGAUGAAUCGAAAGAAUCGUUUCUUCGAGAUGGUCGAGGAUACUGGAUCGAUGAAGAAACUCGGAUUGCUACUCGCGAAGUGGAAUGGAAAGAUGGAGUGGAAGUGAGUGGAAGAGAUCUCUAUGAUGGAUGGUACACUCAAUCGGCCAAACCGAUACUAAUCCCGAAACCAAAACCAAAACCAAAAAUCAAGCCAAUACUGAUACCGAAACCUGAACCUGUGCAAACAACGAAGUCCAUACACAUUAGAAGUUCGAAUUCGGUAAAUAUAAAUACUUUGGAUAUAGAAGUGACAGAUUUGGUAAUUGAUUCGUAUUGCCACACUAGUGUAAACUAUUUGGAUUUCAGCAAAUUUGAGAGGCUGCGUUCAAUCGAAAUCAAGGAUUAUUGUUUCUCAUCAGUGAGAUCAUUCAGAAUCGAUGGACUGAGUCGAUUAAAGAGUUUGAAAAUCGGAGCUAAUUCAUUUACUGAAGUGUUUUUAUCUGACUGGAAUAGUAAUUGGCAAGGGGCGAUUGAAAAGGGGAAAAAGACGGACUCUAGCUUUCGAAUAAGUAACUGUGAAAAGUUGGUAUCAAUUGAAAUUGGUGAAUUCAGCUUCUUUGAUCAUGGAGGUUCAUUUGAAUUAGUGAAUCUUCCAUCCCUGUCUUCUAUUUCAAUUGGAUUUGUAAGACAGGAAUCCGGCAAUUUCUGGUGGGCUACAUUAAUAAUUAAAGGUAUUAUCUGUGAAUACAAUAUACUUGUAUAG
This is a messenger RNA of Blastocystis hominis, 1152 nucleotides long. RefSeq lists its product as hypothetical. Lineage: Eukaryota; Bigyra; Opalinata; Blastocystidae. The transcript has a single exon. Bases 1 to 1152 code for a protein of 383 amino acids. The record is from RefSeq and is a predicted model, not a curated record.